AUGGACGAGUACCAUUUCCCGGAUGCCCGCCUCAAGAAGAAGAUGGACGACCCGUCCAAAACACCACUACUCCUUGUUGCUUGUGGCUCCUUCUCCCCUAUAACUUUCUUGCACUUGCGUAUGUUUGUAAUGGCUGCCGAUUAUGUCAAGCAUAACACAGAGUUUGAAAUGGUAGGCGGGUACCUCUCACCUGUCUCGGAUGCCUAUAAGAAGCAAGGACUUGCUCUUGCAGAGCAUCGGGUGGCCAUGUGCCAACUAGCCAUUGACAAAGCCUCCAACUGGCUUAUGGUCGACACCUGGGAAGCCGAGAAGAAGGAGUACCAGCCAACAGCAAAAGUUCUAGAUCAUUUCGACCACGAGAUCAACGUUGCGAGGAAGGGGAUCGAUACUGGAGAUGGAAAACGAAAACCCGUUACGAUCGCUCUUCUUGCCGGUGCUGACUUGAUUCAAACCAUGUCAACCCCUGGCGUGUGGAGUGAAAAGGACCUUGAUCAUAUACUCGGCCGCUACGGCACUUUCAUCAUUGAGAGAUCAGGCACUGACAUCGACGAGGCUCUUGCCAGCCUUCAAACAUAUCGUGACAAUAUUCACGUUAUCCAGCAGCUUAUCCAAAAUGACGUAAGCAGCACAAAGAUCAGGCUUUUCCUUCGUAGAGGAAUGAGCGUGCAGUAUCUCAUCCCUGCACCAGUCGUUGAAUAUAUUGAGCAGAAUCAUUUAUACGGCGACGAUGGCCGUGCAUCAAGCACGACCUCCAUCACUCAAGACAGCGACAAGGGAAAGUCCAAAGCAAAUUCGUCCAGCAGCUAA
Molecule: messenger RNA, 807 nt
Organism: Exophiala aquamarina CBS 119918
Lineage: Eukaryota; Fungi; Ascomycota; Eurotiomycetes; Chaetothyriales; Herpotrichiellaceae
Product: nicotinate (nicotinamide) nucleotide adenylyltransferase
Exons: 2
Coding region: 1-807 (268 amino acids)
Biological process (GO): NAD+ biosynthetic process
Molecular function (GO): nicotinamide-nucleotide adenylyltransferase activity; nicotinate-nucleotide adenylyltransferase activity
Source: RefSeq, a predicted model, not a curated record